Panicum virgatum (switchgrass) is the source of this 2756-nucleotide messenger RNA. RefSeq lists its product as uncharacterized. The record is from RefSeq and is a predicted model, not a curated record. The transcript is spliced from 8 exons. Lineage: Eukaryota; Viridiplantae; Streptophyta; Magnoliopsida; Poales; Poaceae. Bases 201 to 2411 code for a protein of 736 amino acids.
CUUCCGAAAAGAAUAGUACACCACGGCCGCCUGGGUCCUCCAGCACUCACGCCGCCUGCCCACCUCCGCCUUCCCCCUUCCUGGAGAACUCCGACUCAAAGCAGCAGCUAGCCUUGUCUGCUCUCAGUCCGCGCGCGGCCACGGCGAAGAAGACCAGAGCAGAGCUGCACCGGGGCCUUCUCCUCUGAUUCUGAGCAAGGAUGGAGAAGGAAAGUGAUGAGGCGAGUGGAGUGGCCUCGGAGGCGGCCGGCGUCCAGGAAGAUCUGCCGGCGGCGACCUCCACAGAAUCUUCUCUGAGCAAGGUGGACCAUGAAUGGGGCAAUGCGGCUACGACCGAAGAAUCCAUAGAGAAGUGGACGGCGGCCGACGUCUUCCGUCCAGACGAGCUGGUCGAAUGGCGAGCGCCCGCCAAAGAUGAGGCUCCCUUGCCGUCCCUCAUGGAGGACAAGUUUGUCAUCUUGUCCCUAACGCACAUAAUGUGCGGCCUCAGGAUGGAUGCGAGCGAUUUCCUGCUCAGCGUGCUCGGACACUACGGCAUCGAGUGGUUUCACCUGACCCCCAACUCGAUUACCGCGCUGAGCAUCUUCGCCCACCUGUGUGAGGCCUACUUGGGUGAGCCACCGACGGUGGAGGUAUUCGCACACUUCUACAGGCUCUAUCACAAUAACAAAGGAGAAACAACUACACUCGGGGCUGUCUACUUUCGAUUGAGGGACAAGCUGAAGAAGAACUAUCCGGUGUACUACUUGAAGGCCUCACAGUUUGUGUGGACUUGUCUGUGGUUCUAUGCAAAGAUACCGCAGAGCUGCAGAUUGACCUUCAGGGGUGAUGCACUCAAGGAGACCAACAAUUGGAGCGAUGUGUUGCAUUUGUCCCCUGAACAGCAGGACCAGGUUCGCCGAAUUGGGGAGCUGAGCAACCAAGGCUUGACUGGUGUAGACAUCAUCAAUGACUUCCUUAAGCACCGGAUUAGCCCUUUGCGCCGAAGGGCUCAUUUGGCAUGCAACUACACUGGUCCAACAGAUCCCACCAGGGAUUCGGAUGAAGAUCUUUCUGAGGAAGACAUUGAGAGCAAGCUAAGCUACCUUCUAGAUCUUAAGAAGACAGGGCAGAAGGAGCCCCCAAGGAAACCUAAUGUUCCAAUCAGCCUGGUUGGAGCAUCAGCCGAUGAGCGAGGCAAUCAACAUCUCGACUUGCAGCGUGUCUUGUCGACUCUCAAAGUUAAGAAGAAAGCAGUUGAGGAGUUGACAGCUCCAGGAACGAUUAGGGAAUCUCCAUUGUUUAAACCUCUUCCCCCAGACUCCCCACGAAGAUACACAAGGCAAUCUGCUGUUCAUAGGGUAAUUGUAGGAUCUCCACCUCCUGAAGAUGAGGAGAUUCUAGAAGCUAGAACAACUAUGACAACUGCAUCUUCUUCAAACCGGGGCAUCGAGCAGAAGUCAAUAGAGAAACCUGCUGAGAUUGGAAGGGGGAAAAGAGUAGUGUUGAUGAAGUCUAUUUCCUCAAUUAUUGGUGGUAAAAGAAAGGUUUUUGCUUCCCGUUCUGGUUAUCAGAGAAAAGCAAAGCGCACAUUUAUUUCCGUUAAUGGAAGGACCAGGAUGUCAUCUUUGGACACUGGUCGUAUAAAAGGGACUUCCUUGGAAAAAGAGGCAGGAGUGGCCCUGCAUCCACAAUCACCAAGAUCGGCUCGACCCGCACCUUCAUCUUCGGUGGAAAAGGGAGAGAAGAGUGCACUGAUCAUACUCGCUAAUGUGGUCGACCAGAAUAAGGUGGCUGAGGAGUCUGUGUCGAAUGUACUCCUUGACCAGCAUGUUAGGAAUUCUCCUCCCAAAGAGUUCGAUCCUGCACAGUCUAUUGCUGAGAGAGUUCAAUACCAGGAAGCCAUUGAGGAAUCAGCUCUCACUCCGGUGCCUAAUUCAGGGGAAAUAAACAAUGAUGCGAUAUUUGAGAGGAUGCAGAAAAUUAAGAGGGAAUAUGCAUCUUUGAGCGAGCAGGCCUUGUCUGAGCUUUUCAAACAAGCAGAGAAGCUUUUUAUGGAGAACAAGCGUCUGGAGGAUGAGCACAUAAUGCUGGAACAACAAGUGAAAGGCCUCGAAGAAAACAAAAGGCUAUUAACAGACAUGAUGAGGAAAUCUGGGCAGGAGGCAUUAAAAAGAAUAGAAGAAAAUAAAAAGCUGAAAGAUGAGAUUAGAGGCCAGAAGAAGACGAUCGAGGAGCUGAGUGAGCAGAAUGAGACAAUCCAAGGGUCCUUGGUGGAAAAAUGCAUAGAGGUGAACCGCCUCAAAGAAGAGGCUGCAGUGCUCGUAAAAGACAAGGAAGAGCUGCAAUCACGUGUGUCACAUGUCAAUGAAAUUCUCAACACCGUGAGGAGUGCUUUAUACGAUAGAAGUUUUGAUGACAAGUGGAAAUGAUUGACAGAAGGAAUGUGAUUGGAACUGAAUGUAGACUAUUGAGUAUUGACGCGUAGAACUUCAGAAAUGAUUGGCAGAAGAAAUGUGCAUCUAGCCCUGGACUAAAGGAUUGAACGUCUGGAGGUAGACAAGGUUGGACUCUUGAAAAGUUGGACUCAUAUGUGUUAAUAGCGUCAGGACUCCUAUUGUCAAGUGUAUUGGUGAUUCGUGCUAGAUCUGUAAUUUCUGGUAGUAACAUCUCUUAGUAUGAAUGUCUAGUUCUGUAAUUCCUGGUGAUAAUGGGUAACAGUCUUUGUACAAAUGUCCCAUUUCUGAAAUUUUGAAAAGAUUCCUUAUUCCUGAGAA